UUCCAAAGGGGCGUAUUUUUCAAGCCAUCUUGACUGAAUAUUUAGCCCCAUCCAAGGUACAUUAAUUUGAUAUCUUCGUGAUUUUGAUGUCGUCAAGUUCAAAACUAGCACCGUUUGAAAGGUUUAAAGCGCUGCUAUGAAACCAGGUCGAGCUCGUGAGUUGAACCUUAGUCUUGGCGGAGAACCGAAGUGCUGAAGAUGACGCUGUCGCUCCUGAAAUUACCGGCUAGCUAAGCUAACAGGGCUAGCAUGUCCGCCUUGGUUGUAGUCUGCCAUGGUCUGUCACUAGCUGACAUUUAGCCAGGUGCAGUUAUUCUGGUUGGCACUCCCGCUACAGAGGACGAUUUUACAAGGAGCUGGUGUAAACUCCCAUGCGGAAGGUGAGGAGGUGGGAAUGUGAAACAGUUGUUUGUGGAUCCAAUAUGGGUAGGGGUCGAGGCAGAGGGAGAGGAAGGAGUAGGGGCUCAUCUAGCCAGCUGCGGCCCCCCUCGCCUUACAGACUACAGCUCUCUCCCUCCAGGGAGACUCUGACAUAUGCACAGGCCCAGAAAAUAGUGGAAGUGGACCUAGAUGGAAGGCUCCAUCGGAUUAACAUCACAGAUCCUCUGCCAGUUAUCACUGAGGAUGAGAUGAUGGCCCAGGACAUUGCAGAGUGCAACAGUAAUAAGGAGAACAGUGAACAAACCCAGAGCAAAGUCAGAACUUGGAAAAAACCAUCAAACAGUAAAAGCAGGAAGAGUGGGAAAAAUCACCAGAACCAGCGGUCACGCUCCCAACAGCCCACAGGACAUGCUAAUUCGUUGCAGCACCAAGCCCCUCUUCCUGAACCCACCUUCCGUUUGCUGGGUUCCGUUUGUCCUUCAGAGGUGCCUCCUCUCCCAUCAGCGUACUACCGUUACAUUGAAAAGUCAGGGGAGGAACAGGACAGCGUGGCUGAGUAUGACAUGGACGAGGAGGACCUGGCCUGGCUGGAGAUGGUGAACCAGAAGAGGGUGUCUGACGGCCAUGCAUCUGUUUCUCCAGACACAUUUGAGCUGCUGAUCGAUCGCCUGGAGAGGGAAUCUAUCCUAGAGUCCCGCAGCCAGGCUCUGUCCCAGAGUGCUGUUGAUGAGGAUGCCUUCUGCUGCGUCUGCCUGGAUGACGAAUGUUUGAACAGUAAUGUCAUCCUGUUCUGUGACAUCUGCAAUCUGGCUGUGCAUCAGGAGUGUUACGGUGUGCCCUAUGUCCCAGAGGGCCAGUGGCUGUGCCGCUGCUGUCUGCAGUCCCCCUCCCGUCCUGUAGACUGUGUGCUCUGUCCCAACCGAGGAGGUGCCUUCAAACAGACAAGUGAUGGACGCUGGGCCCAUGUUGUCUGUGCCAUAUGGAUCCCAGAGGUCUGCUUUGCCAACACAGUGUUCUUGGAGCCUGUUGAAGGGGUAAAGAACAUCCCUCCUGCUCGCUGGAAGCUCACCUGCUACUUGUGUAAACAGAAAGGCAGGGGAGCAUCCAUUCAGUGCCACAAAGCCAACUGUUACAGGGCCUUUCACGUGACCUGCGCUCAGAAGGCUGGUCUUUUUAUGAAGAUUGACCCUGUCCGCGAGACGGGUGUUAAUGGCACCACUUUCUCUGUGAAAAAAACUGCUUUCUGUGAGCAUCAUUCUCCAGUUGGGUCUCGGCGGGACGGGUCUGGAGAUGAGUCUGUUGAAGGGAGACUGGUUGGGGGAAGGGGUAACCGGGGUCAAAGGUCUUACACUCAAAGUCCCCCGACACCACCAAACAAGAAGGCUACUAAGGGUCAGAAAAAGAAAUCUACCAAAGGGACUGGUGGGUCGACACGUCGCUCUACUGUGCCUGUGCUGCUUGUGCCUCAGAUCCCCUCUCACAGGCUUAACAAGAUUUGUACAGGAGUUGAAGUACAGAGGAAGAAUCAGUUCAUGCAGAGGCUGCAUAACUACUGGUUGCUGAAACGACAGUCCAGAAAUGGGAUGCCUUUAAUUCGACGACUUCACUCCCAUCUACAGGCACAUAAGACAGCUGAGCAGAAGGAGCCUGAUGAAAGGCUUUGUGCUGCUAGAGAGGAACUACGAUACUGGCAGAAGUUGAGGCAAGACUUGGAAAGAGCCAGGCUUUUGGUGGAACUGAUUCGAAAGAGAGAGAGGUUAAAGAGAGAACAGAUGAAAAUUCAGCAGGCUGCUCUUGAACUCAAGUUGACCCCUGCGUUGGUGCUCCUCCGAUCCACCUUGGACCAACUACAAGAGAAGGACACCGCCAAAAUCUUUUCUCAGCCUGUUAAUCUGUCUGAGGUCGGUGUUCCAGAUUAUUUGGAGUUCAUCUCACAACCCAUGGACUUCUCCACCAUGCGUUCCAAACUGGAGGGACAUGCCUACUGCUCCAUCACAGACCUAGAGACUGACUUUGAGUUGAUGAUCUCCAACUGCCUGAAGUACAACUCAAAGGACACCAUGUUUCACAGAACAGCCUUACAACUGCGGGAGGUGGGCGGAGCUGUUCUUCGACAUGCCCACAGACAGUCUCAGAGCAUCGGGCUGGACCCCAGCACCGGCAUGCAUCUACCAGAGUCUCCCAACAAACAUGGUUUCUACCACUGUACAUGGGACGAUGUCGACACCCUGCUGGACCCAGAGAACAGACUACACUUGACAACAGAGGAGCAGCUCAAGGCCCUACUGGAUAAACUGGAUAUGGUAACAUCUAUGCGUACCAGUGGUGGCCGAACCAAACGUAUUAGGUUACUCCGGCGAGAGAUCAACACUCUCAGACAGAAGAUGAGCCAACAGCAACAAAACACUCAGCCUGUAAAUGGCGAUGAUAAGGAAGAUGAAGCAAAGGACCAAGAAGAAGAGGAAGAGGAGGAGAAAGAGGAGGAGAAAGAAAAGAAAAAGGAGAAGAAGAGUGUUGAGGAUAAUGGACCUUUGACAGCUGUCUCCAACUCUGGGGCAGAUGACUCUCCACCUGUGCUAGAACUCACCUGUCCAGUGUCGUCGCCACUGCCUGGAGACGCUCCUCUCGAACCUCCGGUCUUGGGCAUUGUAACUGGAGGCCGAAGGUCACCUGGGCGCUCCUACAAACGGCAGAGAUCAUCCCGCAGCGGAAGCAGAAGCCAUGUUGAAGACGAGGCUGAAGUUGGCGAGACUCCAUCUUCGCAACCAGACGCCGUCCAUGAGGCUACACCACUCGGAACACCCCCUUCGCUGCCUUUAGUCGGAGUUGGCCGUCGCACAUCCGUUCUGUUCAAAAAAGCAAAAAACGGGGCACGAAUGGCAAAAAAUAAGUCAACGCCACAACAAAAUGGAAAAGAGUCCGAGGGGAAGACAAACGGUUUGGAUAGCACCCCAGCCAGUCCAAAUUCCCCCAGUGUGACCAACAUCACCACCUUACCUCCUAUCCCAAAUGCCCCCCCUACACCACCCUCUCCUUCACACCACCUCAGGUCUAGAGGCCACAGUUCAGAAAGUGAAUCAGACAAACUCCCUCCCCCACUCGAUGAAGAAGGUCUGACAAAUGGAAAGCACACCGCCACAGACACUGAUGAUGACCAAAAACUGAACGACAGCGUCCCUCCACCCAAACGUAGUCGGGGUAAACCUGCACUGGCCAAAGUUCCCAACAGUGAGAACGGAGAUAUUGCUGGGUCUGGAAAGUCUACACUUCUGUCUUUAGAUAGUGAGAGGGAGCUUACACCUCUGGACCUUGUCUGGGCCAAAUGUAGAGGAUACCCAUCAUACCCAGCAAUGAUUGUUGACCCAGACAUGCCCCAAGAAGGACUUCUUCACAAUGGCAUCCCCAUUCCAGUGCCUCCUGGGGAGGUGCUCAAACUGGGCGAGUGGAGACGAACGGAAACUGGUGAAAAGCUGUUCUUGGUCCUGUUCUUUGACACCAAGAGAACUUGGCAGUGGCUCCCGCAGAACAAACUGCUGCCUCUGGGGAUGGAUGAUACUGUAGACAAACUGCGCUUAAUGGAAGGCAAGAAACCAAGUGUUCGCAAGUCUGUGCACACCGCCUACGACCGGGCCAUUGUACAUUUAAACCACGUGAGAGGAAAUCUCAACUUCAAUCCCUCCAAUUUUAUAUGAUUUUUUUAAGACUUGAUCAUUUUUAAGGCUGCCAGGUUAUCAACACUCUUAAUAAAGUGGUAAAAUGUAGAAUUAUAUUUCCAACUGGGAUGUGAAGGUUUCCUGCAGAAAAUCGAUGCUCUGAUUUUAAAAGGUUUUUAAAGGAAGGGAAAAAGUGCUUGAAGACAUUGUCAUAGAUGAAUUUGUUCAUUUAGUCAUGUCAUUUUUAAAAAACAAAUGUUUUACACAACCACUGUUGCUAUGUGUUCAUAUAAAGAUUUUAUUUUAGGCCAAAGCGAGUCGAGAUUUAAGUCAGAAAACUGUAAAUAUUUAAAUGUCAAAGGGAUUGUCUUGAUUCUAAACAUAUUUAGAUUGUAUUUGCCAUUGAAAUGUCACUGUGUUUAAUGGAGUGUAAAAGUCCCACUCAAGCUCAUGUCGUAUCUGGACUCGAAUGUUUGGUUAACAGUUAUUUUCUGAUACAAAAGGCAUGGAAGUCAACAGAAAAUACUAUCUUUAAGAUUCUCCUUCUCUUUAGAUACUAUGAACCUUUUAUUUAGUUUAUUUUCUUUCAUUGGUAUUGUUAUAAUUAGAGAAUUAUUCAUAAAAAUGCAACAAAUUGACACUAAAUUCAAAGCUGACCUCAGUGUGCUUCUGUGUUUAACUUUAACAAUGAUAUCAAAUAUACUCAAAACAUCUUCUUAGAUCAGUUCAUCAGCAGGAAAAGUAGUGUAUACAGUGAUAAAAUUAGUAAAAAAAAAAAAAAAAAUACUGAUAAAUACAAAUGAAAAACCUUAUCUUUGAGUCCAGUUAUGACUUGUUGUGGGUGGGACAUCAGAGGUCUUUACUUCUUUUUCCAUAUUGUGAAACUGUAUUAUGAUACUAGAAUGUUAUUGAGAGUAUCCGGUGCAGCUACUUGGUUAGUAAGAUGUGAAGCCACUAGAGGAAACGCUAAUUACUUAUUUUUGUGACUAUGUCUACUGCAGUCUUUCACUGAAGAGCUUGGAUGAAAUGACUUGAGAAGCACAAUCGGUCUGUUUAACAUUUAAAAAAAAGAAAAGAAAAACAGGUGGUGAGUCCUGGAGCCAUAUGUGUGGCAGAAACGUGUUUGUACAGUAUAUACAUAUAUGUAUACACUUAAGUGUAGUAAAGGUGCAUGUGUAUAGUUUUGUAAAUAUGUAAAUGUCUGUUUAUAUUGGCUUACAUGAAGUAAUUUAAGGAAUGCAAAAAUCAAAUUUAGAUUUUAAUUUAUAAUUUGUGGCAGUUGAGAGUGUUAUUUAAAAGGUAAAAUAUUGAAAAGAUUUAUGUAAGAUGCUAAGUAGAUCUUUGUAAUAGUGAUGGUAUACACCAACAUGUCAGAUCAUAUUCUCUAGAGGCGAGACGGCACAACCCCUGAGCUCUGUAGACAGACGUGACCAAACUCACAUGCUAGAGUGUUUGGUUUGGUUUUUUUUUGUUCUUGGGUGGAACAGGAGAUUUUUGGUCUUGUUAUUUGAAUUGUACAACAAGACCUAUAAUCUACCUGAGACAAUAUUUUCUCACACAAGAAUAAAUGCUGUUUGAAACAA
Messenger RNA from Sphaeramia orbicularis (orbiculate cardinalfish), 5617 nucleotides. RefSeq names its product bromodomain and PHD finger containing, 3a (gene brpf3a). Gene Ontology annotation, molecular function: protein binding. The transcript has 13 exons. NCBI's taxonomy places the organism in Eukaryota, Metazoa, Chordata, Actinopteri, Kurtiformes, Apogonidae. Gene Ontology annotation, biological process: regulation of transcription by RNA polymerase II. The record is from RefSeq and is a predicted model, not a curated record. The coding region runs from base 372 to 4073 and encodes 1233 amino acids.